UGCUAAGCUAGCUAAAAGUCAAAACUGUCAAGUCAAUCUGUGUGAAGCUGGAGGAACUUAAACUGUAACUAUCUGGGAAUAUAAGGUUAAUAACUCCUCAUCCACAAUCAACAUGAGUGAUGCUUGGCAGGAGUGUAUGGAUCACUGUGUGGAGGUCACCAAAAAGGCUGGCAAGAUGAUCCGCGAGGCGCUCCAGAAGGACAUCGCCGUCAUGCAGAAGAGCUCGCCAGUUGACCUGGUGACCGAGACGGACCAGAAAGUGGAACAGCUCAUUAUAUCCGCCAUCAAGGAAAAGUACCCCACUCACAGCUUCAUAGGUGAGGAGUCAGUGGCAGCAGGUGCUCCCAGCGUACUAACCGACAAUCCCACUUGGAUCAUCGACCCGAUUGAUGGUACCACCAACUUUGUUCACAGGUUCCCAUUCGUGUCUGUAUCAAUUGGCUUCACCGUGAAGAAAGAGAUAGAGUUUGGGAUUGUCUACAGCUGCAUCGAGGACAAAAUGUACACAGCACGGAAAGGGAAGGGCGCGUUCUGCAACGGAGAGCCCAUCAAAGUGUCUGGACAAGAAGAUAUUAGCCAGUCUCUGGUCCUGACAGAAAUGGGCUUCAAGAAGGAUCCUGAGCAGUUCAAAACAAUGCUGGCCAACAUCAGGACCAUCCUCACCAUCCCUGUACAUGGUAUCCGCUCCCCGGGCAGUGCAGCUGUCAACAUGUGUCUGGUGGCGUGUGGAUCAGCUGAUGCUUACUACCACAUGGGCAUCCACUGCUGGGACAUGGCUGGAGGAGCAGCGAUUGUUACCGAAGCUGGAGGAGUUAUCAUGGACAUCUCAGGUGGACCGUUUGAUCUGAUGUCACGGAGGCUGAUCAUCGCCAGCAGCAAAGCCAUAGCAGAGCGCAUCGCCAAGGAGAUAACAGAGUUUCAUGUUGGCAGGGACGACGCAGAUGGCCAGUAAAUUCUCUAUCAUCUCAUCACCAACUUUACAGUUAUUUAAUCACAGACUGUUUUGUAUUAACAAGUUACGAUUCCGUCUUUGCCUUAAGAACCAAACGAUAAAGUUACCUCUAAAGAACAAUCUAAAGAUUGUCAGCACUUGAGACUUUUAGCCCUCUCUCUGCUUUCUUUAUAAGUCACUGUUGUAUUUCUGCACUUAGUCAUUCACAGAUUUAGACUUUUUAUUCUGUUGUAACUUGGAAAGAAAUGAUGUGAUUGUGUUGAAGGAAUUAUGCCUGUGUCCAAAUACACACUUGUUUUACUGUAUUGUUGUUUAAUAAUUAGCCAGUUUUUA
Molecule: messenger RNA, 1285 nt
Organism: Epinephelus lanceolatus (giant grouper)
Lineage: Eukaryota; Metazoa; Chordata; Actinopteri; Perciformes; Serranidae
Product: inositol monophosphatase 1-like
Biological process (GO): inositol metabolic process; signal transduction; phosphatidylinositol phosphate biosynthetic process
Molecular function (GO): inositol monophosphate 1-phosphatase activity
Source: RefSeq, a predicted model, not a curated record